AGAUAGAAAAUAAUAAUAAUAAAAAAAACAUUGAAAAACGUGUCUGUAGAAUAACGACAAACGUUUAUAUUAUUGUUGAAUUAAUUAAUAAAUAUUAAUAAAAAUGAUUAUUCCAGUACGUUGUUUUACUUGUGGAAAAGUUAUUGGCAACAAGUGGGAGUCAUAUUUGGGACUUUUACAAGCUGAAUACACUGAAGGAGAUGCUCUUGAUGCAUUGGGACUUAAACGUUACUGUUGUCGACGAAUGCUUCUUGGACAUGUUGAUUUAAUUGAAAAAUUAUUGAAUUAUGCACCAUUGGAAAAAUAAAUACUUCAAAUAUUAUUCCUCGAUUGUAAAAAAAAAAAUAAAUUUAAAUAUUGUAUUACGAGAUAAAUUAUUAAACAAUGGAAUACAUUUGUCAUUUCAAAGAUUAUUUUUUAAUACAAAAAUAUUUAAUUAAUGUAAGUCAUUUUCUUUUUUUUUAUUAAUUAAAAUUACUAAAUAGAAAAUAAAAGGAAAGACAUUUUUGUAUUAAAUGAAUAAACAAUUAGUAAAUUAA
Messenger RNA from Aphidius gifuensis, 539 nucleotides. It is a transcript of the gene Rpb10, whose product is annotated as DNA-directed RNA polymerases I, II, and III subunit RPABC5. Gene Ontology annotation, molecular function: zinc ion binding; DNA binding; DNA-directed RNA polymerase activity. Gene Ontology annotation, cellular component: RNA polymerase III complex; RNA polymerase II, core complex; RNA polymerase I complex. Lineage: Eukaryota; Metazoa; Arthropoda; Insecta; Hymenoptera; Braconidae. The transcript has 2 exons. The record is from RefSeq and is a predicted model, not a curated record. Bases 104 to 307 code for a protein of 67 amino acids. Gene Ontology annotation, biological process: tRNA transcription by RNA polymerase III; transcription by RNA polymerase II; transcription by RNA polymerase I.